AUGCAGCUGUCUCAGUCACUCCUCAUCUUCGCUGGCCUCCUCAGCUCCUUCGCCUUGGCCUCUCCUGCUCCGGUCAACAAGAGUCCUGCAUCGCCGAAGCCUACCGGCGGAAUCGGUGCUUUCCUCGUGCAGUGCGGCAGCACGAUGGCCAGCAUUGGCCGCGGCGGCGAUUCGUCCAAGUGCGGCACAUGCCAGGGCAAUAAGUUCGUUCCCGCCCCGGAUACCGGAGCCACCGAAUGCGCGGUAUGCACCUGCGCUCCACCGUCCCAGCCCUCUGGCGGUCAGGUCGCUGGCAGUAGGGCCACUGCCGGCAAGGCCACUGCCGGUAAGGCCUCUGGCGGGAAGGGCGGUAUCGGUAGUUUCAUCGUCCAGUGUGGCACCUCCAUGGGCAGCGUCGCCAGCGGCAGUGCCGUAGCCAACUGCGGCGAGUGCGAGGGCAAGGUGUUUGUUGCCUUUCAGGCUGAUAAUGCCAAUCAGUGCCAGAGGUGCACAUGUGUCCCCAGUAACAAGUAG
Messenger RNA from Purpureocillium lilacinum, 513 nucleotides. RefSeq lists its product as uncharacterized. Lineage: Eukaryota; Fungi; Ascomycota; Sordariomycetes; Hypocreales; Ophiocordycipitaceae. The record is from RefSeq and is a predicted model, not a curated record.